AGUAACCAAUCCACGUUAUAAAAGUCCUCACCGAUGUGACAGCAACGAGUGGACCUGUCUGCUUCUCUGGAGGGGCGGAAGUUACCAGUUCAACAUCAUUUGCAUCCGUUUUUAAAAAGUGGUCGGUUUGAUCAUUUUCAUUCACUCAUAUCAGCGCCAUAAUAUCAUAAAUCAUGGCUGCCUACAGAUUGGUGCUGAUUCGCCACGGAGAGAGCAACUGGAACCAGGAGAAUCGGUUCUGCGGCUGGUUCGACGCUGAUUUGAGCGAGACCGGGGAAAAGGAGGCGAAGCGAGGUGGACAGGCCCUGAAAGAUGCCGGAUUUGAGUUUGACAUUUGCUACACCUCCGUGCUGAAGCGGGCCAUCAGGACACUGUGGCUGGUUCUGGACGGCAUUGACCAGAUGUGGGUGCCAGUGCAUCGGACCUGGCGGCUCAAUGAGCGCCACUACGGAGGCCUAACGGGGCUGAACAAGGCAGAGACAGCCGCCAAGCACGGAGAGGCUCAGGUGAAGAUCUGGAGGCGCUCGUUUGACAUUCCUCCUCCCCCCAUGGGCCCAGGCCAUGACUACUACACUAUCAUCAGCAAGGAUCGUCGCUAUGCAGACCUGACCGAGGACCAGCUUCCUUCCUGCGAGAGCCUUAAGGACACCAUCGCACGGGCACUGCCCUUCUGGAACGACGAGAUCGCGCCUCAGAUCAAACAGGGCAAGAGAGUGCUCAUCGCUGCCCAUGGAAACAGCCUGAGGGGGAUUGUUAAGCACCUGGAGGGAAUGUCAGAUGAAGCCAUCAUGGAACUGAACCUGCCAACAGGCAUCCCCAUCCUCUAUGAGCUGGACAAAAACCUGAAACCUGUGAAGCCGAUGCAGUUCCUUGGAGACGAGGAGACUGUACGCAAAGCCAUGGAAGCCGUGGCUGCUCAGGGAAAAGCCAAGAAGUAAAGCAAAAGAAAAACCCUCUCUGUGUAUGAUGGUAUAGCUUGUACCAGACAACUGGCCUCAGAUUAGUGUUUUUUCCUAAACCCUAAUUUAUUUUGGAUUGUUAUACAUGAUGAAUACACUGGAGUUUGUUGUGAAAGGUAGGCUAACUCCACUUGUACAGUGCAGGGAUAGUGGAUGGUGAAUGGUUAGGAUAUAUUAUGGCCUAGAGAGCCACAGUUCUCAAGAGAUUGUAAAUAAAUUUUUGCUUAAAUGGUCCAUUAAUAUUAACCUUUUUAAUAAGGUAGCAAUUCCACUGAAAUUGAGAGUAUUGCUGAUAAAGUCAGUUUCUUAUUUGCGUAUUUAAAUAUUUAAUUAGUAGCCCUUUUGCUAAUUAAAACAUUUCCCUUUUUGGGGGGGUUGUG
This is a messenger RNA of Xiphias gladius (swordfish), 1339 nucleotides long. Its product is annotated as phosphoglycerate mutase 1-like. The transcript has 4 exons. Gene Ontology annotation, biological process: glycolytic process. Gene Ontology annotation, molecular function: intramolecular phosphotransferase activity. NCBI's taxonomy places the organism in Eukaryota, Metazoa, Chordata, Actinopteri, Istiophoriformes, Xiphiidae. Bases 174 to 938 code for a protein of 254 amino acids. The record is from RefSeq and is a predicted model, not a curated record.